This is a messenger RNA of Ceratina calcarata, 1034 nucleotides long. Its product is annotated as protein ERGIC-53-like. The record is from RefSeq and is a predicted model, not a curated record. The annotation marks the transcript as partial. Lineage: Eukaryota; Metazoa; Arthropoda; Insecta; Hymenoptera; Apidae. The transcript has 4 exons.
UAUUUAAUAAUUUUCAACAGGGAUCAUCCGAAUGAGCAACGGGAGAAAGAGGAGUUCGAGGAAUACUUCGAAACCGAUAAUCAAAGAGAACUGAGACAAAUAUUCUCUGGCCAGAGUCAAAUGUUCGAGGCAUUGCGCGAGUUGAACAGAAAGUUGGACGAGAUAGUAGGAAGGCAGGAACGAUCGUUAAGUCUAAUAUCUCAACUGCAAGUCGGUGGUGUGCAAGUUUCUGGUCAAACUGGCGGGCAAGGAGUACAGCUAAUUGAUACGAUAAGACGUACAGAAGUCGAAACAUUGUUCGAAAAUCAAAACGUUCUAAUGAAUAGAGCAAAGGAGGUAGAAUCAUUUGUGAAGGAUAUGUACGUGAAGGUUGAUACGAUUAUUAACAAUCAGGUUCGCGCUCCAACUGCACAGGUGCAACAGAUGGGAUAUGAUUAUCAGUCGCUGAUUUCUGAAAUGCGAGAUGGCCUUAACACUGUGAAAAGAGACAUUGGCCAGAUGAAUAGUAAAGGCAAUGUUAAAUCAGACUGUCCGACGACGAACUGUUUAACAACGACGAUGUUCUUAUUGUUCGUCGCGAUUCAGAUGAUUAUUUUGUUAGCGUACAGCAUGUACCGGGACAAUAAGGAGGCACAGGCGAAGAAAUUAUAUUAACACUUAUUUUCAAGUGUUGAAAAACAGAACAGCUAGGAAACAAGUCAGAAGAGAGGAAGCUACACAGAAUAAGAAUAAAAUAAAUUUAUUACUAUCGCGUACCAUCAUUCCGAAUAUUUUUUAUCAUUUGUCAUAUAAAGCAUAAGGAGUAUGCAUUUAAACUGUGAAAAACACACCUUUGUACAAUAAAAUGCAUUCUACGUACAAUACGAAAAUAGACCUAAAUGUGACAUAAUAACAAUAAUAAAAAUAAAGGAACAAGAGAGGGAGAAAUUUAGUCCAUUCAAUCAAUAUCGAUCUCAUAAAUAACACAAGUGUCUAUAUACAUAAAUCUGUAUAAAUGUGCAAAUGCAGUACUAAAUAGACAAUUGGACUUUUAA